Carcharodon carcharias (great white shark) is the source of this 3465-nucleotide messenger RNA. It is a transcript of the gene chtopa, whose product is annotated as chromatin target of PRMT1a. The record is from RefSeq and is a predicted model, not a curated record. The transcript is spliced from 6 exons. The coding region runs from base 399 to 1034 and encodes 211 amino acids. NCBI's taxonomy places the organism in Eukaryota, Metazoa, Chordata, Chondrichthyes, Lamniformes, Lamnidae.
ACUGGGCCUAAUGGAUUCUGCUGUUCAGCUUCGCCAGCGGCAGUAUGGCUCAGCUCUGCCCAUCGCAGAGCAUCAAAGUCUCAUUAUGUCUGCCCCAUCAACACCAAAGAUUGUGCUGAAAAGCACAACCAAGAUGUCACUGAACGAGCGGUGAGGCAGCCGACAACAUUUCAAGUGCCAAUCGUGUAGCUGAUUAGCAAUUACAGGAUAUAUAAGUGCACAGUGAUUUCCAGGGAUUCACCAUAGGAGAAUGUUGCUCUUCCCUUGUAUAAUACUGCUCCAGUAAUUGAUGGCACUUAAAUAAAGCAGUUAUCAGAUGCAAAAAAAAAACGUUUUGUGAAGGACGGUGACCUAGGUGGUAGAAUGAUGCGGGGCUGUUGCACUGAACCUUUACCAACAUGCUGAAGAACAAACAGCCUCCAACGGUGAGCAUUCGAGCAACGAUGCAGCAGCAGCAACUGGCAAGUGCCAGAAAUCGCCGAUUGGCGCAGCAGAUGGAGAACAGGCCCUCUGUCCAAGCUGCUCUCAAACUGAAGCAGAAGAGUCUGAAACAGCGUCUAGGUAAGAGCAACAUCCAAGCACGACUGGGACGACCGGUGGGAACUUUGGCACGAGGUCCAAUUGUUGGGCGGGGAUCGCCAAGAGGAGGUGUGCGCCUUGGUCGUGGCGGAAGAGGAGGUGCGAGAGGAGGGCUUCCUCUCCGAGGUCAGAGUCCAAACCGAGGACGUGGUGGAGUUCCACGAUUGGGACUGAAACGAGGUGGAAUGAGAGGCCGAGGAGGCCUGAGCCGAGGGGGCCCACCUGGGCGAGGAGGGAUCAGUGGCAGAGGUCGUGGAGGAAUAGUGGGUCGUGGUAGAGGUGGUUUCCCAAGUCGAGGCAGGGGUCGGGGGCGAGGAAGAGGAGCAACCCGUCCCCCACUGACCCGAGAGCAGCUGGACAAUCAACUGGAUGCGUACAUGUCGAAAACGAAGGGUCACCUUGAUGCUGAGCUUGAUGCUUACAUGGCACAAGCAGAUGGCGAAGCAAAUGAUUAGCACCAUUUGUAUGGGAGAUGCUAGUUUUACUGAUAGUAUCCGAACUUGAAUCGCAAAUCUAGCGAAACUAUACAGGAAACGAAAGAAGACUUUUCGGGAAACAUAUAAGCUGUAUUUGAACUGACAAAUGGUCGGAUGUCAAAGGUUUUGCUUUUUAAUUCCUUUCCUUUGACGUUUUUACAUUUUGAGAAGUUCAUGGUUCUGUUUGGAAACCCCUCUGUUCUUUUCAAUUGUGUAAUCAUCAUGCCACUGUAUAAAGUUUAUUCUCUUUCCUUAGAGACUGAGGAUAUUGUAGUUUCAAAGGUUGUUUUUACUGUGUUAAAACCUUCCCGUCCCUUGUUUUUAGAGUGGAGACUGCAUUAACGUUCUGCCACUUUGUGGCAGAAUCUGUUUAUCAUAAAAUUUUAGAGUUCUAAAGAUCUGCUGUUGUUUUUUCUGCUGCAGUCUUAAUGUGUUUGUUUUUCUUUCACCUCACCCCUGUCUUUGGGCAGUAGGUUGUGGUAAUUUAAGCAGACGGACGGAUAACCUUCUCAAUCUUGUUAGGCUCCUCGGUCUAGUUUUCAGGAAUGAAAAUGGAGUGUCCAUCUGGUGUGCCUGAGGUGUACUGUGAUGACAUUGUGCAGUUUUUGCUAAACAUUCUCCAUUAGAUGUCACUGGUGUCCUACUGAAGCCAAGUAUUCCAUUGAUCAUAUCUCACCCCACCCGUGACACCGAAUUCCCAGCUUCACCUACCGGCACAGCAUUCCAGAAAUGCCCAUCUUCCUGUCCCCACCUACAUCAUUCUGAGAAAACCCAGUUUCGCAUCCAGAUACAGCUUUCCAGGACUGCCCAGCCCUACUCCACAGCCCCACCUCUCCGACACAGCAUUCUGGGCUUGUCCCAGAUCCCAUCUCUGGGGUGUUUUGUGUGUGUGUGUCCCACUUGGGUGCUGCUUAUUCACCUUUAUUCAUCACUGCAUCCUUCAACUACAGGUAACUCUUAGGAGGAAAGCUGGACAACUGGCUGCAUUUUGUUCACUGAUGUACAGUCCUUGCAUCAAUUGUGUUGAAGGAAUAUAAGCAGCGAAUUGCAGGAGUUCUGUCCAGUUGGCAAGAUAGGAGUGGUUUAAGAAUUUUAAAAGGGGAGGAUGGGAGAGGCAUUGGAGGAAGAUGAUGUGGGUGUCAAAUUCUGCAGACGGGUCAAAAGGGUGAGGAGGGAAAGUUACCUUUGUCACAGUCACAUGAUGUCAUUUGUUCAAAUAAUGCAGGUAAGGAACAGGUUUGUAUUUGCUUGAUGCAUAAAUGCAGGCAUGGAUUGAAGCUAAUUUAAGGUGUUUUGAGGAUUGAACCCUCUAAUUGAACACCAGGUCAAAAUUUUAGGCCAAUUUGGGCAAAUCGCAUUGGAUGUACAUACAUCGUACCCUUUGAGAAAGUUUCAUAAGGGCACAUUUUGGUGCACCACCUGGUACCAUAAGCCCAUGCCUCCCAAGUUCCCUGGUUUCUGCGGUGUGUGAAAGUCAGUUACUUUUGUGGAUCAAUGUAUUGCUCAUUAUUAAGCUGCUAUCUUGUAAACCUAGAGGCACUGAGGCUGAUUAUAUUGCCUUCAUUUCUGCCAAAUUGAAAUUUGCUAACUUGGCACAGCAGGCAAUGAGUCCUUAUUUGAUCUGCCAGUUGUUACUGAGAUCAAGUUGUUCCAAAUAUAGGUGGUAGCAGCAGAAGUAAGAAGAUAGAUAGUCGUUUGGUAGUAGAGAACUUCAGUCUUGUUGAAAAAAGAUUUUUUUUGUUGCAGCUUUUUGUCGAAAAGGGACUUGCGCAGCACAGGACAUCUUCCGGCAUCGCAGCUUGAAUCUAUUCUCUUAGGUUUGUUACUACGUAAAUAGUUUGGUGUUUUCUCUUGCUGCAUUAGUGAAGGGACCAGCUCCUGUGAGUGUCGCCUUGGAGUUACUGAACAGACCUAUUUCUGCAUAUUCUGAUGAAAGGUUGCUGACCUGAAAUGUUCAGUUUCUUGCCCCACAGAUGCUGCCAGACCUGGGUGUUUCCAGCAUUUUCUGUUUUUAUUUUAGAUUUCUGGCAGUGGCAGUAAUUUACUUUUCAAUUUGUUCAUGUUGUUUGUUCUUUAGCUACAUGGAAAGGAGAGAAUAAUCAUGGGACUGGCAAGCAGCUGUGUGGUGGUUAGAUAUUUAACUGUGGAGGGUUUAACACCUAAGUUACCUGAUGUCUGCAUGUGCCUUUUCUGCUACAGCUGUGGGAUGGUCAGAAGCAGGAGCUCUGCCUCAGGUUAAUUGGAGCCAGUUAGAGUCUGUACCUAUAUCCUGUGGACUAAAUUUUCAUUCAACAGUUAAUUGCAUUUGUAAAAUAUUUGUUACAAUGUGAAAGGAAUAUACUUUUAACCCAUUUAUUAUCAUGUGAUGUAAAGGGUAUCCAUGCCCUUUGUAAAUAAAUACUGUAAUACA